Messenger RNA from Bacillus rossius redtenbacheri, 1416 nucleotides. Its product is annotated as cytochrome c oxidase assembly protein COX18, mitochondrial. Gene Ontology annotation, biological process: mitochondrial respiratory chain complex IV assembly; protein insertion into mitochondrial inner membrane from matrix. Bases 150 to 1367 code for a protein of 405 amino acids. Gene Ontology annotation, cellular component: mitochondrial inner membrane. The record is from RefSeq and is a predicted model, not a curated record. Gene Ontology annotation, molecular function: membrane insertase activity. NCBI's taxonomy places the organism in Eukaryota, Metazoa, Arthropoda, Insecta, Phasmatodea, Bacillidae. The transcript has 6 exons.
AGGAAUAAAGAGUUGUUAGUAAAUAAUGUUGUGUUUAUCAACAUCCCGAUUCCCGGGUUAAAUAUUAAGAUAGUGUUGCUCAUGUUUUGUGUUUACAAUCAUUAAUUUAAGUUGUGUUUUACAUAUGCGACAGGUAUUUAAUUCCUAACAUGAGACGUAACCUUAAUAUAAAUAUUUUGGGUGAUUGGUGGCGAACCCUAAGUUAUGGCAAAACGCUGUAUGUAAGAACAUCACGAGUAGCAGAGGUCGUGGAAAAAAAGUGCUGUAAUUCAAACCUCGGAGCAAAAUAUUCCUGCCAAAAUUUUGCUAGUGGCAACACGUUACGUCUGAAUUUUCGUCGUAGUACGUCAAGUUUUCAUGCAAGCACGCGUAGGUUACGGCCAGUAUUUACACUUCAUGCAGUGGAUGGUGAAGGCAUGUUUUCUUCAGAUGCCUACUUUAAUUCCAGGUAUUUUUCCACUCUGGAAACAAUUGAUUCAGUUUUGAAAAUACAAGCAGGUUUUUUUAAAUUCCUUUCGGAAAGUACAGUUGUAGGUUAUGCCAAAGAAUCUAUAAUUUUUAUUCAUGAAUCUACAGGACUCCCGUGGUGGGGUUCAAUAAUGUUGACAACUGUUAUUCUUCGUACGUGUGUAAUACUACCUUUUACAAUUUAUCAGAAUUAUAUUUUGGCAAAAGUAGAAAAUCUAACACUGGAAAUGCCUCAGAUAGCAAAGCAGUUGGGUAUGGAGACUACAUAUGCUAUCAAGAAGCUUAACUGGACAGAAGCGCAAGCUAAAGUGGCAUACAGACGAUCAUUGAAGAAACAAUGGAACAAACUCAUUCUACGUGACAACUGCCAUCCGUUCAAAGCAGGUGUUGUUCUCUGGGUCCAAAUUUCUGUUUGGAUUAUAUAUUCCACAGCCUUGAGGAAUAUGGUUUACAUGUUGCCAGACAAGGAUGUGGCUGCUGCUAUGUUGAAUCUGGAGUUGAGUGUCGGUGGAACAUUGUGGUUUCCCAAUCUCACGAUGGUUGACUCAUCUCUCAUUCUGCCGGUUACUUUUGGACUAGUCAACCUUAUUAUCAUUGAGUUGCAGGAAAGGUCCAGAGUAAAGAAAACCACAAAAUUUCAGAAGUACGUCACCAACUUCUUCAGAGUUCUUAGUGUGGUUAUGGUUCCCAUUGCAGCAGGAGUGCCAUCUUGUCUGUGCCUGUACUGGGUCACGUCAAGCGUCACCGGCCUGGCUCACAACCUCAUGAUGCUGUCGCCACGUGUGAGGCGUCUCAGUGGGAUUCCAGCUACACCCAGCGAGCGCGCACAGCCGUACACACACCUCAGGAGAGAGCUCCAGGAAGCCCUGACCUUCAAGAAAAACGUGCGACAGCAAUGAUGUUAAUUGUAGGCAAGUUGUGAUAUUUAUUAAAAUGUUUUAAAGCUGC